Molecule: messenger RNA, 894 nt
Organism: Cannabis sativa
Lineage: Eukaryota; Viridiplantae; Streptophyta; Magnoliopsida; Rosales; Cannabaceae
Exons: 5
Coding region: 1-894 (297 amino acids)
Source: RefSeq, a predicted model, not a curated record
AUGCUCCAGAAAACAAAUCCAGGAACAAUAAUCGACAUAGAGAAACAAGAUGAUGAUAGUUUCAAAUAUGCAUUUGUUGCAUUGAAUGCUGCUAUUAAAGGUUGGCCAAACUGCAAACCAAUCAUCGUUGUUGACGGUACAUUCCUAAAGGCCGCGUAUGGAGGCACGUUGCUCACUGCCAACACACAAGAUGCAGAAUUGAAAAUAUUUCCACUUGCAUACUACAUAGUUGAUUCUGAGAACGAUAAAUCAUGGGAGUGGUUCUUCAAAAAAAUAAAAGAAGUAUUCGGGGUUCGAGAAGAUCAAUGCCUAAUAUCAGACAGACAUGAAAGCAUCAUCAAAGCAACUAGGAAAGUGUUCCUUGAAAUAACACAUGGCUACUGCAUCUUUCACCUCUUGUCCAACCUGAAAACAAAAUUCAAAAAGAAUGCAAAGCAUUUUAGAGGUCCAUUCUUUGCAGCCGCAAAAGCUUACAUGGAAAUUGAGUUUGAAUUUCAUAUGAGGGAGCUAGACAACUUGGAUAAGCGCAUAAGACCAUAUCUGGAACAAAUUGGCCAUGAAAAAUGGUCAAGGUACUCUACCAUGACAUCUAACAUAGCUAAAGCACUGAACUCAGCAAAUUUAGUAGCAAGGGAAACACCAGUGACAACAUUAAUGGAGUGCUUGAGGGCACAAAUGCAAGAGUGGACAUACAAUAAUAGAAAGGAGGCACAAAAAUGCACAAGUGACCGGGAUCACCUAGCUUGUUUUCCACUCAAGUCGUCUCGUACACUUGAGUUCAAAACUAAGGUAAGGGGAAAGCAAAGGUUGAGCAGCCAUGAGUUCGAGGUCGUAGGAGCAAUGUACAUAUCAGCCGCUGUGUAUCGGCCCAGUAAUCAGGAUGCUCUAUUUUGA